UCUAAUACUUUCAUCUUUGUUGUACGGAGCCAUGUGGUGACUACGAAAAGAAAUUGUUCUUGUUCCUUUGUUUCGGAGUUCAGUUCCAACUUCAACCUUACCUUCAACUACAAUCCUCACUGAAACCAACUCAAAUUUCAAAUCCAGAACAGAAUCUGAAUUGAAAUUAGAGAUUCGACAUGGAGAGGCUUCAGCGAAUGUUCGCAGGUGCAGGAGGAGCGCUAGGGCAUCCACCCCCAGAUUCCCCAACUCUCGAUUCCUCCGAGCAGGUCUACAUUUCCUCGCUCGCUCUCCUCAAGAUGCUUAAGCACGGAAGGGCUGGGGUUCCCAUGGAGGUGAUGGGUUUAAUGCUGGGCGAAUUCGUGGACGAGUAUACCGUCCGUGUUGUUGAUGUCUUUGCAAUGCCUCAGAGUGGCACUGGUGUUAGUGUUGAAGCCGUUGAUCAUGUCUUUCAGACUAAUAUGCUUGAUAUGCUCAAACAAACUGGAAGACCAGAGAUGGUUGUUGGCUGGUACCAUUCACAUCCUGGAUUUGGCUGUUGGCUGUCUGGUGUUGACAUCAAUACACAGCAGAGUUUUGAGGCUUUGAAUCAGCGUGCAGUGGCUGUGGUUGUAGAUCCAAUACAAAGUGUUAAAGGCAAAGUGGUUAUUGAUGCUUUUCGAUUGAUCAAUCCACAGACGAUGAUGCUUGGCCAAGAACCAAGGCAGACAACAUCCAAUCUGGGGCAUCUGAAUAAACCUUCCAUUCAAGCACUGAUCCAUGGGUUGAACCGGCAUUACUAUUCCAUAGCCAUUAAUUACAGGAAGAAUGAACUUGAGGAGAAAAUGUUGCUUAAUCUUCACAAGAAGAAGUGGACUGAUGGUUUGACACUUCAGCAUUUUGAUACGCAUUCCAAAACUAAUGAACAGAUUGUUCAGGAAAUGUUGAACUUAGCUAUCAAAUACAACAAGGCAGUCCAAGAGGAAGAUGAGCUGCCCCCUGAAAAGCUUGCAAUAGCAAAUGUGGGAAGACAGGAUGCCAAGAAACAUCUUGAAGAGCAUGUUUCCAAUUUGAUGUCUUCCAACAUUGUUCAAACUCUUGGAAUGAUGCUUGAUACUGUUGUCUUCUAGAGUUGUCAUUUUGGACCUUCUGGUUUCUCUAGCGUGAUAAGGAGGCAAGUUGAUUUUUUAUAAUUCUGUUUCCCAAUUUAUCUCAAACUAUAUUUGAAGGCAGUUGUAUUCUUUGGACGAGCUGAAAAGGUCAAGAAAGUAAAACUUAGCAUCGUAGUUUGUGUGGUGUCUCCCUCAGUAUCAGUGGGUAUCUUUUAAUGUUAUCUUAU
Molecule: messenger RNA, 1318 nt
Organism: Gastrolobium bilobum
Lineage: Eukaryota; Viridiplantae; Streptophyta; Magnoliopsida; Fabales; Fabaceae
Product: 26S proteasome non-ATPase regulatory subunit 14 homolog
Exons: 6
Coding region: 180-1109 (309 amino acids)
Biological process (GO): proteasome-mediated ubiquitin-dependent protein catabolic process; protein deubiquitination
Cellular component (GO): proteasome regulatory particle, lid subcomplex
Molecular function (GO): proteasome binding; protein binding; metallopeptidase activity
Source: RefSeq, a predicted model, not a curated record